Falco peregrinus (peregrine falcon) is the source of this 2968-nucleotide messenger RNA. RefSeq names its product mannose-6-phosphate receptor, cation dependent (gene M6PR). Gene Ontology annotation, cellular component: Golgi apparatus; trans-Golgi network; endosome. Gene Ontology annotation, biological process: protein targeting to lysosome. The record is from RefSeq and is a predicted model, not a curated record. NCBI's taxonomy places the organism in Eukaryota, Metazoa, Chordata, Aves, Falconiformes, Falconidae. The coding region runs from base 414 to 1352 and encodes 312 amino acids. The transcript has 7 exons. Gene Ontology annotation, molecular function: protein domain specific binding.
GGGGAUCAGGCGGCGGGCGCUACGGGACGCCUGUCUGCUGGCCCUCAUCGUUCUAUUGGAGAAGAGAGGGGAGGCGGGACCUUCACGCCUUUGCUCACCUGCCAUUGGGUGAAGAAGAGGCAGGAGGCGGGCUCCGGAGCCGCUCCCUUUAUAGGCUGGGGCGGGCUUUAGCAGCCGCCUCUUUGGAUCGCCGCUCUUCAUUCGCUGAGGAAUCGCUAGUGGGCGGGGAAAUCCCGGUGGCUCCCGGUCUCCCAUUGGCAGAGGGCGCCAGUUCCGCCUCGCUCUUCCUGCUUCCGGUUCACGGGGCGGGCGAGGGGUGCCGGCCGGUGCCGCAGAGGAGGCCGGUGCCGUCCGGUGCUGUCCGCGCCUGCGGUCCCCGGGCCGCCCCGCCACCGCCGGGCACGCAGCAUGUGAUGCCCGUGAGCCCCGGAUCGCUCUUCCAUAGAAGCGGACGAACCUGUGCCCGUGCCCGUGCGCGGUGGGGGGAGGCCGGGCGGGGCGGUGGCGGCAGCAGGAUGUCAUCACCUUGCUGUACCUCUGCUGUGCUGAUAGUCUUUGUGGCCUUUGCUGUCAGCGUGGGGGCUGAACAGUUGAAAGAGAGGAGCUGUGAUGUGAUUGGUGAUGAAAGCAGUGAGUCGCAAACAGAAAAAGCCCUGCUGAAGAAGCUGGAGCCCCUGAGCCAAAUGAGGUUUAACGUGACUGUGGAGAAAGGGAAAACGGAAAACUAUGUCUACAGUUUCAGGGUAUGCAGGGAGGUUAACAGCACCUUGCACGAUUUUGGUGGCUUGGUACAAACAGAUAGACAGAAUGGAAAGACCACAGUGAUAGGAAGAAUCAAUGAAACCCAGGUCUUCAAUGGAAGUGACUGGAUCAUGCUGAUUUAUAAAGGAGGUGAUUCAUAUGGCAGGCACUGCAGUGGUGAAAAGAGAAGAGCUGUGAUAAUGAUUUCUUGCAAGCGGGGUGUUACAGCGAGUUCAUUCAGCAUUAUUUCAGAAGAGCGGGAAAAAGAACAGGACUGUUUCUACCUCUUUGAGAUGGACAGCAGUGUGGCUUGUCCAGCGGAGGAUUCCCACCUCAGUGUUGGCUCCAUUCUACUGAUCACGUUUGCUUCACUGAUUGCAGUCUACAUCAUUGGUGGGUUCCUCUACCAGCGCCUUGUAGUGGGAGCAAAGGGCAUGGAACAGUUUCCUCACUUUGCCUUCUGGCAAGAUCUGGGCAAUUUGGUGGCGGAUGGCUGUGACUUUGUCUGCCGAUCUAAGCCUCGAAAUGCACCAGCUGCAUACCGUGGUGUGGGUGAUGACCAGCUGGGUGAGGAGUCAGAAGAACGGGAUGACCACUUGCUACCAAUGUGAUAGGCUUUCAACACUGAGUUCUUUUCUCCCCAUCUCCCCAGUGCUUGUUUAGCUGGGUGCCUCCCAGACAGUUCUUCUCUCACUUCUGAUUUUCUUUACACUAUUUGCUUUUGCUGUCUCUGGUGCGUCAAGUCCCAUGGAUGCCUCUGGGUGUAAACAGCACUGGUCCCUGAUGGCAUGUCUUAUGAAUAUAAUGCUGGUUUAGGUUUUUUUAAAUGCAGCAGAGGUGGGGGGGCAAAAAUGCUGAGAGUGGAGUAGAAGACAGCAAGAAAGCAAUUCAGCACUGAGCAGGUGGGAGACUAAUCACUGAAAGGGGAAAAGGGCUAUGGGUGGGUAUGGAAAGGGGAAGGAAAAAGAGGCCAUGGGUUAAAACAGCUGGGACUGUAGGAGAAAUCUUUCGUGCUUUUUUUUUUUUUUUUUUUCUCCUGCUAGGGUUUACAGGAUCUGUAAGACACUGGAAUUAUUUUCCUUUGACUGCAUUUUCAGCUUUUCUAGCUUUUGCACUCUUACGCACUGUUUCUGCCAGCACAACCUGCAGAGUGCUCUACACCAGGCUCCAUGGGGCUGGAAGAGGCAUUAGCACCUCUGCAGUCUUUUCCUAAUGGCAGUAUGUUGAAGAGUACACACCAGUUUCCUUCAACAAAUGUAAAGGGAUGCAUGCCAUCCUCUCAAGACUGGAGAGGGGUGAUGCUAAAAAACUAUAGGAGUUAAAUACAGUCUUGCGACUUUUCAGUUCAGUCAAAAUAUUGUCUCUGUCUUCUCAAUCACUGAGAAGCAAAAGGAAAUGAUGUGCUGCUAAGUAAAGGGAACAUUUGCUGAAACUGAAACUGGCAUCAAGGCAAAAUGAGAUGGGCAGCUGCCACUUGAGUUCUGUUACAAACCUCCCAAGGUGACUGCCCACAUGGCUCAGUCACUGUCAGCAUUGUGAUUUUAUGCUCUCCCAGUUGGCAGAGGGUUUUUCCGUGAAGCUACCAGAACUUAUUUUUAUAAAAAAGGAAGCCAAGGAUUAAAAACUGCAUAAGGGAUUCUUGCCCUUAGAUGGUCAGUUUUCAUAAAUAUUAAGCAUGGUGCAGACUAGUCUUAAGACACUUGCCCUGUGCAGAUGGUAUUUACAUACUGCUACUGGCUGGGAGUGACAGACCUUCUCAUGGGGCCCUGUCAAAAGCAGGUACAGCUGAGUUGUAAGACUUAAUGGGAAUGUUCAGGAACUUGGCACCUUGAGUAGUAAUUGCUUUUUGAGGGGCUUAUACUCUAAGGAAUCCCAUUCAGCCCUGUUGUAGACUGACAAGAGAAGUGUCCUCAGUCUUGAGGGCAGACUGUAAGCAAGCCACUACUGUUAGCAGCAGCAUAAAGACAAGGUUUGUGUAUUUUUAAUACUGCCAAAGCAGUCUGAACAGUAACAUUGAGGGAAAAGGGGUGGCCCUGCUUUGUUGCUGGGUUUAGAGUCAGCAAAUAAUUCCUGCUUUCUUUGACUUUUUGUUAUGGUCUCAAUCCUAUAACAUGGGAAAAAAUAGGAAGUCACUAAGUCUGUUGUUACUGUUUUUCAUGGUGGUGUUUAAGGUAAUUUUUUUUUUGUACAAAACAACUUUCAAAAAUAAAAUGACCAAAAAACCUGG